CUGGUUGUCAGUGAAGUGGGGGCAACAUAAUAGACAAGCACGUUCAGCUACUCGCGAAGUUGGCCUCACGUUCCGAGGGCUGAGCGAACUGUGUGAUGCGGGACAACCGCCACUGUUGAUGUGACAGCGACAUCGCGCAUCCGGGUUUUGCGAUAAUUGGUGAGAUGAAGAUACGCGGAGCCACCCCUACAUCUCCGGAAAGUGUUCUCCCAUGGUUUCCUCGAUCUGAAUCGAAACUCCUGGCUCGGCGAUGACAGCGAUCCUGUGCCGUAAAAUGGCUGCGUGACCGCGAGAAAAAGCGAGAGCGACGAAUGAACGUAAGUCUCGGACCGCAAGCGGUUUGUUGUGUUCCAACUGGCCAAGAGAUCGUCCUCUUCACUGCGCUCAAGAGACAAUCAAAAGAUGCCGCGUUUCAUGCGGGCCACUCAGCGCACUCGACUGCUGCUCGUCCUCGUCGUUGCGUUCGCCGUACUCUUCAUAUGCGGGGUGGCCGAAGACAACGACCGACGCUCCGCGGUGCGGUCGACGUUGGCAACGCUCCUCGAGGGUGGUGGUGGAGAGGCGAGUAGCGGGAACGACGCACUCUCCGUCGCAGCCGCUCCGGAGGAAUUGCAUCGGUCGCAGAGCGUCCGACAAGUGGUGCACGGUGACUCUCGGUCUGCGUUUGUGCGCGGUGACUCGUCGGCUUCGGUGGCCGCUAUUGGUAUGGUGCACCAGGAGAGUGUGGAACAGCGGCAGAACGCCGCUGUCUGGCAGGGCCAGGCCGUCACCGUGGUCGGCCUACUGGGAUUGACCGUUUUCGCGGUCAUCGUAGCCGUCGUCGGACGGAAACUGUACCGAUCUCGCAGGGAGCGACGCAAUGGUGAGUUGAGAUUCGCCGCGUCGCCGUCGUCGUCGUCGACCCUGGCGCUGAACGGCGCGUCGCGGUCUCGCCUGUUCUCGCGUGACCGGCUCAACACGACCGACUACAUGCAUACCCUGGCGACGCUCGACCGUCGGCUGGCCAUGGACGAGAUCCUGGAGAAGCGGCGACGCGCCGUCUUCCUGCAGCAGAUCCGCUGCCACGCCCCGGGAGACGAGGACGACGUCUUCCUCGAGGAGGGACUCUUCUGCCCCGAGCCUGCGGGAGGAGCGCCCAGCAGCAGGCACACGACGACGCCGACUAACGUGGACGACACCGCGACCACCAGUCGCAUGCAGCACGGCGCGACACCCCUCCUCUAGGAGGGCGCUGCGGCACAAAUUGCGCGCUCACGUUCCAUGUUCUUGUUUGUUUCGAUUUUUUUUUCUCUAUCUAAGAAACCGUUGUCGACAUUUUGUGAGCACGUACCACUGUGAGUACAGUGGAUGCGCGGUGAGUCGCAGUCAUCCUUAACACGAACGAGGCUGUCAAACAACAACAGGAACAACGUUCUUGAAGUAGACCUCUGCCGAGCGGACCAGGAGCGAAGGGAACUGCCGUUCGUGUGAGCGUAGAGACGACGGCGGCUCCACCGUGGAUGUUGAAGCACCGUUAUUCGCAGCACGGAAUGUGGGAGUGCCGCAAGAGAGCCGCGUUCGUGUCAAGGUUGAAGGUGACUGUCGCGGUGGUCCAGAACACAACCUACGCUGAAUAGACCGACCGAGAGCGGGUCAGUCCGGGACGCCCAGCAGUCAUGUGUUGGUGAAUUUCGUUUCAGAUAUCUAAAAUACUGUGAACUUAGCACCAUCGUCCUCCCCGUCCCUCCAGGAUGGGAGCCGCAUUGCCGUUGCGGCUUCUGUUGGCUGCGUGACGGAUUAUGUGCAGCAGGCUUGUCAUCAUGCAGCUCAGAACGGCACUGGUUGCCAAGUGGCGUUGCGGUUACCAGUGAUCACUGAAAAUGAUUCCGUGCUAGAGGUACCCAUUCAGCUGUGGCUAUGUUACCUGUCCUGCAAUGGACAUAAAUAUAGGCUGAUGAUGAUGAUGAUGAUGAUUUUACUGUAGUCUGUUGGUUGAAGUGCCAACCCGCUCGCCGCGUCUUGAUCUGCGUAGAAGUUGUGUUCUGGAUCGGCGGAGCAGACAGUCUCGAAAAUAGCUGGAGAUCGGUCUCUUCGAUUUUGGCGGACCGUUGGUGGUGGGAGCUGCGCAAGCUCCCUGUUGGGGAGCGUGUGGGGAGAAUAGUCCUGAACUGUGUGAAAAGGCGUACGUGUGACUUAUUCCGAGCGCUGAUGAAAGGAGCGCGUGAGGCACAAGACUGUGGAGCUUGUAACACGAGUUCCAUAAAGCGCUUGGUAUUAAGCGGCUAGCCACAGUGCGUGGUAGCGUCGUAUACCACACACUAACGCUCCAAACUGCGAUGGCCAGUGCUAACUAUCACUGCGGGGUUGAAGGGACCGGUCAGAAGCGCUGUAGGUUACAAAGCAGGGGCAUUGGAAGACGCAUCGAGAGUACAGUGGCCAGCUGGGGACGGUCUUAUGUGACCAGUAAUGGCGAGUGGUACUGUUUGGCACGCACGGAUGUUGUCGGGGCAAGCUCGCAACACCGUGACGUCGAAUUAACGCGUCACUUGCCAUCGGUGUGCUAAAGCGUCCCUAGCCAAUCGCCGUACUUAAAAUGCCUUAUCCUGUGGCCUGCCGCGCAAUUUCAUGUUUUGCACACAGACUUGUACAAACGACAGAAUUGUACAAAACGUCGUGUAAAUACGGUGAAGCAGCCGAAUCUCUGCGCAGCGCUGCUAUCUGGUUCUGCAGUACGUUUGUCUUUCUUGCAUUUACGUACGUACACGCCAUCGUGCAAUUGGCUCGCUGUCAUCACUUCGAACACUGCUGUAGCUCCGUGAACGCCGAAGCGUUUUCAAGUUCACCGUUGCUUUCGACAAAUGACCUUGGUCACUAUCGAAGUUAACGUCGCGACCGCGUUAGAAGAAACAACACAUCACUGUUGUAGAAGCGGUAAUACUGACAAUGCGAAAGGUUCGUUCGCGCGCUGUCCGUGCCUGGACCAACAGCUUUUAGUUUUUUUUCCCCCUAUCUGAAAUGACCUACAAUGCGGGCAAAUCUUGGGUGAACACCGGCCGACAGGGUAGAAACGGUUCCUUGGUGUAUGUAACUAGCGCGAGAACUCAAAAUUUGAUUGCUCAUGUUUUGCACUGUUGGGUGUCUUGUGAUUCUUUGUUUUCCUCCCCUCGCAGCGUAACCCCCGACAACUUGCCGCACCCAAAUGCUGUCUUCCCACGUACUUGUUGGUGCUUUAAAAGGAAAGCCGGGAAUCUUCUCAAUUAACCGUAGGGCGCGUGUCCCGCUGUUUCGCUCGUGAAGAUGAAAGCUCGUGAAGUCCUAAAAAUAUACGAUAGAAUCCAAGCAACUAGUGCGACUGUGCAAACGUUUCAUUGCGUGCGUACGAAAACUGAUAUAAGUGCUGACGUCAUUGCUUUAGUCUUCGCGUGGUGAUUCAUGUUCAGUGCCGAGCCAACACCAUCAACCCUGCACACUCCGUGCCUGCACCAGAGCUUCGCGUUUCAAAGAGUGCGCCGCUCACGUGUCGACCAGACCAUCGUCGUUCAAAAAGCGCGCCAUUCCCAGGGGUGGGGGUGGGGGCAACCGACUGGUUGCGCCAUCUCGCGGGGAAAGUGUCAAGUGACGCUGCCUUUGUCCACUUUUGAAUUUUUAGUCUUCGCCCGGUACUGUUGCAGAUUGACCAGUGAGCGUAGACGCUGCUUUAUGAGAUUUCGUUUAAUUAGAUUCUGCUCACCUAAAUGUUUUAGGCGACAGCUGCUAAACCACCCGCGACACGUACCGCGGCAUGUAGCUCGACGUCUGUGCAGCUGCUUGUCUAAUGUCACGGAAGGCCAGUGCCAACAUGUGAGUCGCAUCAGGGGCAUCAGUCCAUGGCCUCUGAGAUUUACGCGCGCCAGCUGGUUUUCCAGCCUGCGCGCGCAAAUCUUUGAGGCAAUGAUCGGUCAAUAGAAGAGUCUCCACCCAUCGCUUGGUGCUUUUCUUUCGAGCAUGUGUCUCGACCAUUGACCCGUGCCCUAGUGUUGCACCUGCGAACGCAUCCAGGUAGACGUGCGCGACAUACUGAUUACUACCUACGCCGUCCGGGCAUUUUGCACAUCAGAGUCCCACCUCUACGUAGAACGCUUUGUAGAAUUAACCGUUUUCUUCUAGAUGCCUCAGCAGAGGCAUGCAACCGGUUUCCCAUGGUCACACACACACGCACACACAACGUAUCCCGGUUUACAAUUGAAACCAUGUGCUCAUUCGGGCCUCGUGCCAAAGUCGUCACGGCGGGGCAGGAACCUACAAAUGCCGGCCUGCCUACAUGUUUGAAGGGGGAGGGUAAGAUACCAUUCUAAGUGCCUGAUUGUUGACGAGGUGCUUUUUUUGGCUUCUGGGAGGAGCGAAAUUAGAAUUGAGGUGUGUUCAUUCUCGAUGUUCACUCGUGAGGUCACCAUUUUUCGCCUGCGCAUGCAUAAGGCUCUCCUUCUUGUUGUGAACUCUAAAUUGCGUUUUUUUCCCUUCUUCCUUAGCGUCUUAUAAAACGGCGAUGAGCACAAACUUAUUACGAAGCCUGGUAGGGGGUGUUCUUGUUUGUAAGAAUUAUUAAGUUGUAUUCGCGAAUAAAUGUGCUUAGGCGUAAACACCCCUGAUCCUGUGGAAACCUUCGACAGCUAUUUAGGGCUGAUCACGAGGUGGAAGCUAUAGUGCACCUUUCAAUACGCACUCGUUGAAGACUGCGAUACUGUUCCCUCGCGUAAUGAUGUGUUCAUGUGCGGACCCUAGAAAAAAUGCUUGCAACGUACGAUGUUCGUAAUUCCCAUGGACCAUAAAGAAAGUGUUCACAUUUGACCCAGAAGACGGCUUUUUUUUUCUUUUUGAUGGCAGCUACAGAGAAUUCUGUCUACUCCACUGCUUAUUGUUGUAUUAUUUUAGUUUCUUUUUUUUUACGGAACUGUACUUGACCACCCCCGUAGUUUCUGCAGUUAAGUUUGUAAUGGGCACGUUGAGUGCAACUGUACAUUUUUUUGAAUGUCCUUGCAUAUGUGGCAAGACGAACUUUUGUCAGGCAUGAAAGAGAAAACAAAAAGUGUAGCGAAGGCGUCUACUUAUUGUUUGUCAAAGCAAAUUUGCAAAUGUAUUUGCGUGUCUGGUUCAUGAGCGUGCGCAUGUGGCGCACAUGCUUGGUAAAUUUUUCUCUGUUGCAUACAUUGACUCGAAGACACCGCCUGGACGGCGAUACUGAAACUGUUUUAACCUAAUUAAAUCGUCAUUGACACUGUCAUGGCCGAAACAAAAGAAAUGUGGAGAAGACUUUGACGAAUGUUGUGUUUGGGGAACUCGCGCUUCGCUCGGCAUUGUCUACAAUCUGCCAAUCAGAUGAAUCUAUUUUUUGGUAAAUAAAACGAGAAAAGAAAAUACAAGAAAACCAA
Dermacentor silvarum is the source of this 5387-nucleotide messenger RNA. RefSeq lists its product as uncharacterized. The coding region runs from base 403 to 1224 and encodes 273 amino acids. The record is from RefSeq and is a predicted model, not a curated record. The transcript is spliced from 2 exons. Lineage: Eukaryota; Metazoa; Arthropoda; Arachnida; Ixodida; Ixodidae.